AUGGUCCACCAGCAUAGCACCUACCUCGUGGCCGCGAAUCGAGCGUCCCAUCAUCGUCCACGCGCCGCGCAACCCGUCGAAGCCUGCAACAUGUUCGAGAAAUCACUCUACGACCUCAUCCGAGGGCUACGCAACCACAAGGGCAACGAGAAGGAAUAUAUCCAAAAGAGUCUGAAGGAAUGCCGCGCCGAGGUCCGCAGCCAAGACAUGGACGUCAAGGCGACGGCUUUGCUGAAGCUCAUCUAUCUCGAGAUGAUAGGCUACGACAUGUCUUGGGCCUCCUUCCACGUUUUGGAGGUCAUGUCCUCUCCCAAAUAUCACCAGAAGCGCGUGGGAUACCUGGGCGCCGUCCAGAGCUUCCGACCAGACACCGAGGUUCUCAUGCUGGCUACCAAUCUGUUGAAAAAGGACCUCGGCUCCUCUUCGCAGACAGUUAUAUCCCUUCCCAUUGCCACGCUUCCCCACGUCAUCACGCCCUCCCUGGCCCUUUCCACGCUCGCGGAUCUCCUUCCCCGCCUGAGCCACAGCCACUCCAGCAUCCGGAAGAAAACGCUCGUCACCCUGUAUCGAUUGGCGCUGGUGUAUCCGGAAGCGUUGCUUGCGGCGUGGCCCAAGAUCAAGGAGCGCCUCAUGGAUCCCGAGGAAGAUGCCAGCGUGACGGCGGCGAUUGUGAAUGUCGUGUGCGAGCUGGGCUGGCGCAGACCACACGACUUCCUGCCCCUUGCGCCUCGUCUGUUUGAAUUGCUUGUCGAUGGUGGAAAUAACUGGAUGGCUAUAAAGCUCAUCAAAUUGUUUGCCGCCUUGACGCCACUGGAGCCGCGGCUUGUGCGAAAACUGCUGCCGCCGCUGACCAAUAUAAUUGCGACUACGCCUGCCAUGUCUCUGCUUUACGAGUGCAUUAAUGGUAUCAUUCAAGGUGGUAUUCUGGGAAGCACAGACGACACUUCAGACACUGAUGAAAUCGCCACUUUGUGUGUAACCAAGCUACGGGGGAUGAUAAUGAUUGAUGGUGAUCCGAAUCUCAAAUAUGUAGCUUUGUUGGCCUUCAACAAGAUUGUCGUGACGCAUCCCUACCUGGUGGCUCAACAAGAAGACGUUAUAUUGGAGUGCAUUGACAGCCCCGAUAUUACCAUUCGGAUGCAGGUCCUCGGCCUGGUCCAAGGAAUGGUGACUGCUGAUAAUCUGGUGUCUGUUGUGAGUCGGUUGACGAAACAGCUCAAGUCAGCCCAAGUAGCCACGGAGAAGAAUCGACCGGGAACGCCGUCGCCUGGCCCCGGCUCCGACUCCGACUCGGAAACCCAAGUGGCCGUUGCGCAAUCCAGCAGAUUCGAAAACCAACUGCCGCCGCUGCCGGAAGACUACAGGCUGGAUGUCAUUGGAAGAAUCCUGUUCAUGUGUUCCAAGGACGACUAUGCCAACGUGCUGGAUUUUGACUGGUACAUUGACGUACUGACGCAGCUUGUCCGCAUGGCUCCGAUUCCCAGACAGCAAGACUACCCCAGCGGCAUGGGCGCCUCGUCGAGGCCAGCUGCGGACAUGUCGGAAAGAGUGGGGGACGAGCUGCGAAACGUUGCCGUCAAAGUCAGGGCCAUGAGGUCCACGGCGGUCAGAGCUGGCUUCGACAUUCUUACACAGCUCAACGCGGAUACUCCUACGGGCCACAGGGUUACAUCUGGGGCUCUAACGUCCCUGACCUGGAUCCUGGGAGAAUACGCAGUCCUGCUUCACGACCAGGACGGCGCGUUGAACAGCCUGCUCCAGCUGGUACCCCGGGCGGCCCGCCCCGAGGCCUGCACGACUUCGCUGCUAGCAAUUGCCAAGAUUUUCGCCUCGAUUUCCGGCGACGCUUCGCAGCCGUGGACGGCGGAGAGGAAGUCGAGGAUAUCGCUCCUCAUGGCCCGUAUUCUGCACGUAGCCGAGCCGCUGGCUUUGCAUCCCAACCUCGAGGUGCAGGAGCGUGCGGUUGAGCUCGUGGAGCUGUUGAAACUCACGGCAGAGGCUGCCGCGGGACAGCCUGCCUCGACAGACGAAGCCCCUCAGGAUCCUCCUCUUCUGCUGACGCAGGCAAUCCCCUCGCUGUUCACCGGCUGGGAGCUCAACUCGGUCUCCCGAGGAGCGCAGCGAAACGUGCCGCUGCCCGAGGGGCUCGACCUGGACGAGCCCAUUCACCGCAACCUAGGUCGACUCCUGUCGUCGGCCGAUGCCGUCACCGUGGACGCGGACGACGAGUCGGAUGAGUUCGAGGGAUACUACAAUCAGCGACCCGCCCCCGCGGCCAUGUCGUCAUCAUCCUCGGCACCGGCAAUGAGGAGACUGGUCAACACGGCCGAGGAGAUGGCGGACUCGUAUCAGCAGCAGCCGAGCGAGGAGACGUACCUGGACGCCGACAUUGUUGCCAGGCGCAAGGCAGAGAGGCUGGAGAGAAACAAGGACGACCCGUUCUACAUAGCCAGCAGCGUCGACGUGCCGCGAACCUCUACCCCCAUCCAUAACAUCCUGCAAAGCAGCAACGGGCCCGAUCUCGACAUCGACUCGAUCCCCGUCAUGAAGCUCGAGCUCGACAACGUCGCAGGGCCUGCAGCAGGCCCAGCGGCGUCACGGCCCCAAGGCAAGCCCAAGCCCAAGCCCAAGCCCAAGCAGCGAAUCAUUGUUGCCAGCGACGAAACCCUGGGAGCCGACGGCGGCAGCGGCGGCCGGCCGUACGAUUCCGAAAACAACUCGGACGGCGUGGCCAAGCCGCGGGCCGGCAGGAAGAAGCCCAAGCACUCCCUGCUGCAGGUGGACUCGAGCCACAUUGGGGCCCUGAGCCUGGAAGGCGCGCGCGCAAACGGCUUCGACCACGAGCAGCAGCAGCGCGAGGAGGCCGAGAUGCAGCAGGCCAUCAGGGAGGUCGAGCGCCUGCGUCUGGAGAUGCAGCGCGCCAACGAGCGCAUCCAGGUCGCCCAGGGCGUCGACGCCCAAGGCGCCGUCGUCAAGACGAAGAAGAAGAAGAAGACGACGACGACGAAGAAGAAGAAGGCCGCGGGGGCGGCGGACAACGCUCCCGUCGGAACGGAAGAGGCGAAGCCGCGGAAGAAGAAGAAGAAGAAGGAGGAGGAGGAGGAGGAGGAGGUGGUGGCUCAGCCUGCGCAGGCGCUCCAGGCCAGCCAGGGCCUUGAUCCCGUGGGCACGGCCGCCGCGGCGGACGCGGUUGUCCUGCCGAAGAAGAAGGCUGGCAGGAAGAAGAUGGCCGAGAUUGAGGACGUCUAG
Molecule: messenger RNA, 3249 nt
Organism: Ustilaginoidea virens
Lineage: Eukaryota; Fungi; Ascomycota; Sordariomycetes; Hypocreales; Clavicipitaceae
Exons: 7
Coding region: 1-3249 (1082 amino acids)
Biological process (GO): Golgi to vacuole transport; protein targeting to vacuole
Cellular component (GO): endosome membrane; membrane coat; AP-3 adaptor complex
Source: RefSeq, a predicted model, not a curated record